Messenger RNA from Chlamydomonas reinhardtii, 3683 nucleotides. RefSeq lists its product as uncharacterized. Gene Ontology annotation, molecular function: DNA replication origin binding; ATP hydrolysis activity. The transcript is spliced from 7 exons. Gene Ontology annotation, cellular component: nucleus. The record is from RefSeq and is a predicted model, not a curated record. Bases 414 to 3236 code for a protein of 940 amino acids. Lineage: Eukaryota; Viridiplantae; Chlorophyta; Chlorophyceae; Chlamydomonadales; Chlamydomonadaceae. Gene Ontology annotation, biological process: mitotic DNA replication checkpoint signaling.
CAGACUGUCCCCACGUAGCAGACCGGGCAGCGGUAGCCGAGUGCCAUUUUCAGUUUUCAAAGCAAGCGCGCAGAGCCAACACCAGUGACACACGCCGGGGACAACGUCUGAGACCUUGACAUCUUCAGAUAAACACAAGCACUCAGGUGCAAGGCACGUAGGGCAGACGUAGGGCAGCAUUUACGUGAACCGUCGCAGCCCUUUCUUCUAACAAGCGCCUCGCGCGAGUCUUGGCAGCGUCAGUACUGAUGACAUUGACUCGACGUGCCAGUGCAGCUGCGGCCGCAAAUGGGGCCCAGGUCGCAGCGCCUGUGCAAACGCCGGCAAUAGCAAGAGGCGGGCGUGCAGCUGCGUCCAAGGCGCGAGCAGCUGAGCCAGAGGUCGCUGUUGCCGCGGAAGAGCACGGCGACGUCAUGGCUGUGGACGCCACAGUAACUAUAGCAGCGACAGUGAGCAAACGAGGGCACAGCUCCGCGUCGGCUGCAAAGCAGCAGCCGGCCGUGGCAUUUGAGGAGCCCCAGCAACAAGAGCAGCCCGCGAAGCGGCCACGUGGCCGGCCGCGGAAGUCGGUGCCCGCGGAGCAGGGUGUGGUUGGGGCACCAGCGCUGACGCCCGGCAAUGCAAGCACCGAGCAGGAGGAGAUCGAUGAGCCUGCGGCCAAGCGCGCGAAGAAGGGAGGCCGGACGCCCAAGCCGGCCGUCGCCGCGGCCGCCGCCGCCGUGCUUGCAGGCGCCGAGGAGGUGCUGCGGCUCACGUCGCCCAGGCGCUCUCCGCUGGCCCCAGUUAAAGACUCGGCCCCGGCCGCCACCUCCAGCGACAGCGCCAACGGCACGACCGAUGCGCCCUCCACGGCCGCCAACGGAGCUCCCGGCGCCGGCCCGGCUGACGCCUCGCACCAGCUGCAGCCGCACGACAGCAGCACUGCCUCUGUAGCAGCCGGCAUCGGCGCCACCGCGGCUGCCGCCACCAUGCCGGCGACUGUGUCGCCGGUGCUGGUCGGUAGCCCCUCGCGAGCGACCGCGCGGCCUCUGCUAGCGUCGCAGCUGCUGCGCAGCCCGCCGGCCUCACCGCGCCGGCCGCUGGUAGCCACCGCCGCUGCGGCUGCGGCCGCUGCAGCGGCCAAGGCUGCUAGCCCCAAGCCAGCGCCGGCUGUAGCGGCCACCUCUGCAGCUGACCCGGCAUCGACGGCAGCAGUGGCCGCACCUGCGGCAGACACCGUGGCAGCACCCACAGCCGGAACGACCCUGGAACAGACCGUCGCGCAGGUGCGGCGGCUGCUGCAGACCGGCGCCCUGGCCGGCACCCUGCUCAGUAGCGCCGCAGCGGCCGGCGCCGCGCCUGACUCCAACAGCGCCAGCGCCGCGACCGCACCUGCCGCGGGCACUGCCGGCAACGGCGCCAGCACCUCGGGCGCGGAGCCCGCCGGCCGUGCGGUGCAGUUCAAGGAGCUAUGCGGCCUGGUGAACCAGUGCUGCACCUCGGGCCGUGGCACGGCCGUCUACAUCAGCGGGCUCCCAGGCACGGGCAAGACCUACACCGUCACGCGGCUGCUGGCUGCGCUGCCCGCCCUGGGCGGCGCCGCCGCGACCUUCUGCGCCGCCACCGUCAACUGCAUGACGCUUGACGACCCCGUGGCCCUCUGCAACCGCCUCAACGACGAGCUCAGCCGCGCAGCCGCUGGCGGCGGCGACGCGGCGUCUGCACCCGCCUCUUCGGCGCCAGCGCCGAGCGGCGGCGGCGCGGCGGCCGAUGCGGCGGCGGCGUACGAGGCGCUGGUGUCGAGCCUGACACGGCUGAGCGUCGUGCGGUCCGGAGCAGUCGGUGCUGCCGGCAAGGCGGCGGCGGCCAAGGGCAAGGGCGCCAAAGCGGGAACCAAGCGCGGUCGCGGCGGCAGUAAGGCCGCGGACGAGCCUGCGGAGGUGACUGCUGCUGGUGCUGCCGGCCCCCGGCGCCGUGUGUUCGUGGUGGUUCUGGAUGAGGUGGACCGGCUGCUCCGGCGGCGUGACGGCGGCGAGGACCUGGCGCGCCUGUUCCAGCUGCCCUCCGCACCCGGCGUGUCGCUGGUGCUGCUGGCGGUGGCUAACAGCCUGGACCUCACGGAACGCAUGAUGCCGCUGCUGCGCUCGCGCGGCCUGGCGCCCCGCCACAUGGUCUUCACCGCAUACAGCCGGCCGCAGGUGUUGGCCAUCCUGCAGGCGCAGCUGGGCGCGCACCCGGGUGGCCGGCGGCUGUUUGAGGACGGCGCGCUGGACAUGGUGGCAAAGUCCGUCAGCAGCAGCAGCGGCGACCUGCGCCAGGCGCUCAAGGCCUGCCGCACCGCGCUGGACGUGCUGCUGGACCACAACCGCGCCAACCCCGCCAACCCGCGUCCCUCGGUAGGCAUCCGCGAGCUUCACACCGCGCUCCAGCGCAUCAGCGCCGGCAGCGGCGCCUCCGCCGCGGUGGCCAAGAUCAAGGGCCUGCCGCCGCAGCAGCAGCUGGUGCUGCUGGCACUAGCCACCGCAGUGGGCGCGCGCGCCGCCGCGGAGAGCGGCGGCGCAGCCGCCGUCGUUAUCCCCGGCCCCGGCGGGGCCGGUGGCGCCUGCGGCGCCGGCGGCGGUGGCUUCCAGCCCGGCGGCGCGGUGUUCACGGGCUCCCGGGCCAAGUUCAUGGACGCAGUGGCGUUCCGCGAGAUCGGCAACCAGCAGCCGGGGCCGGCCGCGGGCGCCGCCAACCCGGGCGCCUGCUUCGGCGAGGCGCCGCAGCCCGCCGGGCCCACGCCCACCAAGGGCGGCAAGGGCGUCGGCGCCGGAGGCGGCGCCACGCCCUCCACAGCCGGCGGCCGCGUUCGCGGCGUGACGGGGCCGGGCGGCGCGACGCCGCCGUCCCGCACGCCCGCCAGCCGCUCCAUUCUGGCGGGUGACGCGGGCCUGGCUCUGGCGCUGCCUGACGUGUACGCGGCCUACAGCGCCAUGUGCCGCCAGCUGGACAUCCCCGCCAUGUCGGAGAGCGCGCUGCGCACGGACGCGCUGCCGGGGCUGGACUGCGACGGCCUGCUCAAAGUGCAGGAGGGCCGCACGCCCGCCGCCACGCGCCUGACGUUGCGCACCAUGGUGAAGGACGUGCAGGCGGCGCUGGCGGACAACGUCAUGUUCAAGAGGCUGCUGGGCUCCAAGGCGCCGGCGCCGGGGGCCGGAGCGGUGGCAGCAGCGGGGGCGCCGGGCGCGGGUGUGCCAGGGCAGGCGGUGCGCGCGUGAGCAGGGUGCUCUGGGUGCGCUGCGGUGAGGCAGGGGGCGUGGCGUGUGCCGCCAGGACAGUGCGUGUGUCGCCAGGACAGGGCGUGUGCCGCCAGGACAGGGCGUGUGCGGUCAGGACGUGACUCUGAUGCGCAGGUGACGGCUGCAAGCGCGGAUUGACAAAAACAAAAGGACUAACAUUUUAGGCAGAGCGGGGGUGGCCUGGGGGCAACAGCACCAAGAUGAGUAUGCAGGAGGCUGAGUGCAGUUGUAGCAGUGUUCGGCUGUCUCUUUCGGCGCCGUGCGUACUUGCGUAAUGCUCGUCACCGCAGAUAUGGUGCAGGUUGUGUGCCAGGUUCAGCGGAGUGGGGCAAGGAGUGGGGCGGCAUCACCGUUGGUCGCACAAAGCGAUCAUUGUGCCCACGGUUGUGACGCAAGUUGUAAGGAGCUGGAGUUUCACAGAUUCUC